This is a messenger RNA of Planococcus citri (citrus mealybug), 2342 nucleotides long. RefSeq names its product modular serine protease-like. The record is from RefSeq and is a predicted model, not a curated record. The transcript has 13 exons. Gene Ontology annotation, molecular function: protein binding; serine-type endopeptidase activity. Lineage: Eukaryota; Metazoa; Arthropoda; Insecta; Hemiptera; Pseudococcidae. Bases 231 to 2213 code for a protein of 660 amino acids. Gene Ontology annotation, biological process: proteolysis.
AACUAACGCAGAAGAUGUAAUUUUUACGAUACAAACGACCAAAAAGUUGAAAAACAAGUUCGCAGGCUAUCACUGAGAAUGGUUUUCUCGAUAUCGUGUGAUAAUAACUUACUAGUGUAUUCGCAGUUAGCAAACCGUGUAGUGCCAUCUCUUUAUUAAAUAUUAUUUAAUGGGGAAUAAUGUAAUUUUUGUAAAAAUUAGUCAAAUAACGUAAAAUAUUGUUUAAAAUAAUGGAAUCCGUAAUACGAACGGUUAAUUUUUUCUCUCGUGUUAAUAAUAUUUGUAUUUAUGUAUUUUUAUUCAAUUUUGUGGUGUGUUUUAGCGUCAUAAAAUCGUCCGAUGAUUUCAGAUUGCACAGGUACAAGAAGCAAAUCUCUGAUGAUGACUUAACGUUUCGUUGUAAAAAUGGACAAGUUAUCGAUUCGUCGUUAGUUUGCGAUGGAAAAGCGAACUGUGCUGAUAUUUCAGAUGAAAGUUUGGAACAAUGUCGUAAUUCACCAUGUUCGUCGUUGUUCUUCAGAUGUUCUUAUGGAGCUUGUAUAGAUGCUGCUUUGAAAUGUAAUGGAAAAGCUGAUUGUGUAGAUAAAUCUGACGAAUCUCGAAGCAUCUGUCCGUUGGAUCCGAAUGUUAAUACUGUAUGCAAUGAUACUCAGUUUCAAUGCAUCAAUGAACAAUGUAUUGAUAUCAGUCUACUUUGUGAUGGAAAAAGAGACUGCAUAGAUGGAUCUGAUGAAACAUUCAAUCGUUGUCAUAACACACCGUGUAAUACUUACCUAUCCUUCCGGUGCGAUUAUGGAGCCUGUGUAGAUGGAAGUUUCAAAUGCGAUGGCAAACCACAAUGUGCAGACGGAUCUGAUGAAUCUGACCGAACUUGUAAAAGACCAACACCAUCUAAACCCAAACCGACACCAACACCGACUACUUCUGCAGCUCCUUUGCCCGAGGGUCAUUGCGCCAUUCCAAUAUCAUACAUAGAUAAAACACCAACAUACAAGUGUCCUGGAGCAGCACAAACGCAAUCCUGUAUCAGAAAUGGUGGAACCGCUGUUCCCGAAUACACCAAGGCUACUUUCUCAUGCAAACCAGGAUAUUAUCGAGUUGAUACUAAGACUGUGAAUUGGGUUUGUCUGGAAGGAAGCUGGUCACCGGAAUUACCCAAAUGUGAAAAAAUAUGUGAUAAACUGAAUCCUGUAAACGUUGAUCUCACUUGUUACCGUAAUAAUGGUUCGAUCGAUUGUAAUGGACCUUUAAUUACCGGCGACAGAGUACAUCCUACCUGUAAGCAACUUCAUACUUAUAAAGAUUUCGUUCCAAUUUAUCAAGAAUUAGUCUGCCAAGAAGAUGGAAAAUGGGAUAACAUUUUGUUUUCUUGCGUUCCGGAAUGUGGACGUCCAUUCACGGGUGCCGUGACUUUAAUAUCGAAUGGUACAGUGGAAAAGUAUGGGGAUUCACCAUGGCAUGUGGCCAUUUAUGAUAUCACUAAAAACCUAUUAAUUUGCGGUGGCACCAUGAUAAAUCCUCACUUGAUUGUAUCAGCUGCUCAUUGUUUCUACGAUCGUCCAAAUCAGAAAAAAUUGCCCGAAGUAAAUUACGAAAUUGUGGUUGGAAAAUUUACACGAAAUUACGCGUCGAAAGAUAACCCCGAUCAAAAAUCAUUCAAGAUUAAAGAAAUUCGAUUUUCCAACAAAGGUUACUUCGCAACGCUAACCUAUCACGCAAAUGAUAUCGCUAUAUUAAUUUUGAAUGGAAAAAUUGAAAUCAGCCCGACAGUUUUACCAGCAUGUGUAGAUUGGAUUCAUACAGAGAAGUUUCAUCCUCCUGAAGGCACUCCGGGAAAAGUCGUCGGAUGGGGUAAUAACGAAUAUGGAAAAUUAAGCGAACAAUUACUAACGGCUAAUUUACCUUUCAUCAGCAAUACCCGAUGUAUCUCCAUUGUGCCCAACGAUUUCAAAUCGUACAUAACUUAUGAUAAAUUUUGCGCUGGUUCUGAAACAGGACCUGGUGUAUUGCAGGGGGAUAGUGGAGGUGGAUUGUUAUUCCGAGAAGGUGCAUUUUACUACAUACGAGGUAUUGUCAGCUUGAAGCAACCUGCAGCCACGGCCAUCGCUGCUUUUACCGACAUAGCUGACCAUAUAACUUGGAUUUUAAGCGUAAGGAAUGAGGUGGAACAAGAUAUUAUUAAGAAAGAGACUACGCUGGCUUCGAAGGGUUGAAGAUGAUGUUGCUCUGAGCUGCCAUUUGAAUUCGCAUUUAUACGAUACCUAUACCUACUUAUUUGCCAGUAGUUGUGAGGAAGAAACUUUCUAUGUGUAUUUUUUUUAUUAAAUUGAGUUUUGAUAUUA